UUUUUGUUUUUUUUUUGGUUUAAACAAAUGAAGCGCAAAAUAUUAAAUGGCAACUAAUUUGGCAGUCGAGCUUUAAAGUAAAAGCCAUAGGAAAUGUCUGUAGAUCGCUCACCAAAUUUGCAGCCGCCUUAUACCCUGUAAUUCAAAUUGGCUAUAAAGGGCGUUUGAAUUACAGAUUUCGAGAUGUGAUUCUAAGUUUUAUAUUUAUAUAUAUUAAAAACUUCAGCUCAGUUCAUAUUCUCACUCUAAUUUACUAUCUUAUAGUUCACUCUCAUUCUUCUGACUUACUUUUUUCUUCAGUAAUUUAUAUAUACAUAUAUACUCAAGUCGGUUUCACUUCUACUCAUAGAUGACAAAAUAAUACUCUUGUAACUCAGACAUGGGCAAGCGAUAUCUCCUGAUUGUAUAUCCUAUCAUAAUAUCGAACAUUUUUAAAUUUAAAAUCUUACAGUGUAGCAUUAGGAUGAUCUUAUGAAAUUGAGAUGCUGCUGUGAGUUCACAUAACCUAUAACUUAGCUCACACCAUAGUCCAAUAACUAGAACUUCGUAAGGGAUAUCUGGCCGUCUGACUAUAUAGCUCUUACUAUUUUGUAUUUUGGGCAAUCUUCAGAUUAUGGCAGCAACAACAUGAUGAUGAUUGUCGUGCCAGGCAACCACGUGAUGUUUGCAGCUUGCUGACUGCUGUUGUCGUCGUCGUCUUAGUCUUCGGCAGCAGCAGAGGCGACAGCAGAGGCAACAGCAGAGGGCACCUGGUGUUGGGCGCCCGCCACAGAUCAGCGCGCUUUGUGCAUUUGCAUUCAUUAUGUUUGGCACCGUCGUCGCGAUCACAACGCAGCAGUUGCUCCUCUCGCAGCUGGAAGAUCGAUUGUCAAUCCGUUGGAUUCUUAAGCUGAUUUUUAGCUCGUCAUUCGAUUUCGGCAAGUGUUUGUGUGUGUGUAUGAGUGUGUGUGUGUGUGUGUUGCAAUUUUUGGCACAUUGAAAAAUAUGUUUGAAAUGUGGAUUUGUGUACCGAACUGCUAACACUUGUUUGCUGAGAACUAGAGUUGUGCCAGGUCGAUUGACUUGACCUUUAGCUGAAAUUCUUUAUAAAUAUUGUUUGUGAAAAAACUAAUAAUAAACAACUUAAAAUGUCGUCAGCACAUGUCUUGCAUAUAAUUGUGCUGCUCAGUCUGAGCGCUGCUGUCUUUAGCGAAGAGUCGACAUAUGCGGAACGCAACCACAAGAAACGUCAAAUCUAUCGUGAGCAAGUGCUGCCACAUGCGGGCGGCAAGAUACCCGACACCGCCUUUGAGACGGAUCGUCUGUUUUUGAACCGUCUGCAAAAGGAGGGCAUCUCAGUGCCGGACGGCAUUGUGCCCGAACAGCGGAAUCCGCAGGUCUAUCAAUACUAUAACAAGCCCAUGCGCACCGUUUAUCAUAUUGCGCUCAGCUCUGAUGGACGUUAUACGCCGCGAGAAGGUCGCUACCACUACCGCCAGGUGCCCACCGUGGAGACCACCUAUCUGUAUCCCCAGGCCGUGGGUCGUCCGUAUGUGUUGGUGCCGCCCAAGCAUGCAUUGCCCACCUACCGUCAACUGCAGCUGCAUAAUCCGUUGCUUAAUCAAGUGAAAUUCCAGCCCAAGAAAGUGCCCAAUUUUCUGGAACUGGCCCCCACCGUGGGCAAGAGUCAUGCAUCCAGCUCAUCCAAGGCGCAGUCUUAUCAAAAUGUGAAUCUUCUGCAUGGCCAGGCGCUGCCCGCCUUCAAGAAAAACGCCGGUGGAAGCAAGACCUAUGUGGAUAGCUAUGGCAAAACUCACCUCUUUAGUGAAUUCGAUGAUUUGCUUAACAAACUCGAUUUGAAUCCAGCAGGACAAAAGUUGUAUUAGUUUUUCUUUUAGUUAGAAGACCAUAUUUUUUAGAUCUUAAGUUUAGUGGAAUACAAUUCAGACAGAACAAGAGAAGUCUCACUAUUGAAAGAGUGACAAAUGCCUGCAUAUCCAACAAUUACGAGCCAUACACCAGUUCGAUUUUUAAAACAAAGUUGAAAACAAUUUCCCUCUUUAUAAUUACAGCCAAUCAUACCAUAUUUAAUAACUAUUUCUUGUAUACAAUUAGUAAUUUAAGUAACGCUGCAAAUCAGCCGAAAUUUGUUAAGCGUAAAGAAAUAUCUUGCUUGCAAAAUAAACAGCAAUAUGUAAUGCAAUGUAUGCUUUCCUGCAAGAGCUGCAUCUAAAUGCAUU
Drosophila montana is the source of this 2219-nucleotide messenger RNA. RefSeq lists its product as uncharacterized. The transcript is spliced from 5 exons. Bases 1128 to 1865 code for a protein of 245 amino acids. NCBI's taxonomy places the organism in Eukaryota, Metazoa, Arthropoda, Insecta, Diptera, Drosophilidae. The record is from RefSeq and is a predicted model, not a curated record.